Cylicocyclus nassatus is the source of this 1063-nucleotide messenger RNA. The record is from the annotation of a GenBank genome assembly. Lineage: Eukaryota; Metazoa; Nematoda; Chromadorea; Rhabditida; Strongylidae.
AGGUUGCCCAUUUGCCAUUUGUUGUUGGUGCUUUGGUUAAGGGCAGUGGUUGUGCGAUCGCAUCAACUUCUGCUCGGUUGCUCCUCGAAUGGAUGUGGACAGGAAGAAAGGGUUAUCCUAAAAUCUUACAUAUAAGACCGCUUUUUGACCCACAUGGUCAUGGCCUCUCCCAUGCAGUCAUCUGCGAAAAACGGCGUAACUGUGCAUGAAAUGAAGGCGUUACGUUUGGAAUCGUGUCGCAAGAUUUUCAUACCCAGGGAUUACGCGCAUGGACUCAAUGUGCACUUCGAAACACAAUAUCCUUUACUUUUUCGUGGAAAGAUAUCCGAGCAAACGUGGGAGAAUACGGUGGAUACAAUCAACUCAAUUUUUGCGGAAGCAGAAAAGGUUUGCUUUGCCACUAUCGUUGAAACUAUCCUGGGUUGUGUUACAUGCUACUGCUCUCGAUUAGUGGCCGAUACGAUUUAUCAAAAGAAGAUGAUGAAACUCAACGAAUUUCUUGAUCGAGAGAAUCAAGAGACCUACAAUCCUGCUGGCUUUCAUAUACUGAGUCCCAUGGAAAGAGGGCUUCGCACGAUUGAGAUAUGGAAUCCUCUUAACCGUGAUCUCCAUCCACUCAUCAAAUGAAUGAAUAGGUGCUAAGCAGCUGUCUUGCAGCUUGAAUGCUGACAAAGACUCGAUGGAUGUGGCACCCUGGGUCUGACAUUACUUACUUUCUUGUGCUUCCACUUGUCUCAAUCGCCCAUUUUUCAUGUCCGCAUGUUUGCUUUAUCUUCGAAACUUGCUCUGGUAUAAACAACAUCACCGUAUCGGAAUCACUUUUGUGCUAGUCAUUAUCAGAAGACUUUUUCUGUGCUUGGAACAGUUGUCUCUGCGAUUGUGAUUGCUGACAUUUCACUUCUGCUAUUUCGACCCUUUAUCUUUCGUUUUGUCUAUGUUUCAUAAUUGUUGACGUUGUUGCAUAUUAUAGGCUGUUUUUCGUCUUUGAUUAUCUUACUUAAGAAUAUUUAGUUGGAAUGUGUAUUGAUUUACAAACGAAGAAUUAUAAAUGUGAUGCAAGUUU